AUGGUGUUGCCUAAAGGCCAGGAUGACUGGUCCAAAGAAGAUAUUGUGAAGUUAUUGGAAUAUAUGGUGAACAACAUUCCAUCCAAUGACAGGAACAUGUUCAAAACAACCCAGUCACUGAUGGACUGGGAAAAAGUAGCUUUUAAAGAUUUUCCUGGGGAAAUGUGCAAACUCAAAUGGUUAGAAAUUUCUUAUAACUUGAGAAAGUUUCACUCUUUGAAAGAAUUAGUACUGGAAGCAAAGGAAAAAGUUAACAAUCCUUACAAAUGGAGAAAACACAAGAAGCAUCCUGAUUUACCCAAGAAGCCCUUGACAGCUUACCUCUGCUUUUUCAAAAAGAUGUGACUCCAGUACACCGAAAAACACCUUAAGCUGAGCAACAAGGAGCUGACCAAGGUUCUGUCUGAGGAGUACAAGAAGCUGCCAGAGCAGCUGAAGCUGAAAUAUAGUCAAGAUUUCUAGAAGGAGAAACAGAAGUUUAAGGAGAAAAUGACUCUGUUCAGAGAACAACACCCUGAUCUAGUCCAGAAAUCCACGAAAUCUGAUGUCCCCAAAGGAAGCCAAAUCAAAGUGCCAAAGAAGUUUCAGGGAAAUGUGAAACAAUUGGUCUCCUCCUCAAAACAGUUUAUUCAUGAAGAGCCCAGGAAGCCACCUAUGAAUGGCUAUCACAAUUUCCACCAGGAUUUGUGGUUGAGUAGAGAGCUGAAAGGGUUGCCCCGAGGGAGCACAUGGUAG
Molecule: messenger RNA, 735 nt
Organism: Mesoplodon densirostris (Blainville's beaked whale)
Lineage: Eukaryota; Metazoa; Chordata; Mammalia; Artiodactyla; Ziphiidae
Gene: UBTFL1
Product: upstream binding transcription factor like 1
Exons: 1
Source: RefSeq, a predicted model, not a curated record